Molecule: messenger RNA, 720 nt
Organism: Prunus armeniaca (apricot)
Lineage: Eukaryota; Viridiplantae; Streptophyta; Magnoliopsida; Rosales; Rosaceae
Source: the annotation of a GenBank genome assembly
AUGUCCACGGCUCACACACACGUCCCCGGCGAGCCAACCCACACGGGCACCUCGCUCGUCGAAACCGCUACGGCCGCCAUCCAACGCUUCGGCCCGAUCAACCAAAUCCACCAGCACCUCUGCGCCUUCCACUUCUACUCCCACGACAUGACCCGCCAGGUGGAGGCCCACCACUACUGCGCCCACCAGAACGAGGAGAUGAGGCAGUGCCUCAUCUACGAUGGGCCUGAGGCUGAUGCAAGGCUCAUCGGCCUCGAGUACGUCGUGUCAGAGAAUCUCUUCCUGACACUACCGGACGAGGAGAAGCCACUCUGGCACUCGCACGAGUACGAGGUCAAGAGCGGCGUCUUGUUCAUGCCUAGAGUGCCGGGCGUGAUCGAGAGGCGGGACAUGGAGAAGGUGUGCAAGACGUACGGGAAGGUCUGGCAUUUUUGGGAGGUGGACAAGGGGGACAACUUGCCGCUUGGGAUUCCGAGGGUUAUGAUGGCGUUGACCAGGGAUGGUCAACUGGAUGAGGGUUUGAAGAAGGGUGUGGAGGAGAGGUAUGGGGUGAGCUUUGACAAGGAGAGGGUGAAUCGGGCGUAUAUGAGUGGGCCCGAGCACGGGGUACAUCCCCUGGCGAACGGGGCAGGGAAAGGGUUGAAGACUGAGCUGAGAGAGACUGGUUGCGUUAAGCCUCCUGCUGAUUCUGUUUCUCCUGUUCUCAGGGCCUCUGUUUGA